CGAGCCAUUCCAGCUCAUUAAGCUUGCAUUUCGGACUACUUAGACUGAAAAACUCUCCUCCUAGACAAACACUUAGAACAGGCUCACCCAGUGCCAGUGGCGACCGAAGAGACAUAUCUACAACACACUGGCCACUGAGAGUUAUUCCCCUUCUUCCCUUUCUUCAUUAAUAUCUCCACUAUCACAUCUACCCGGAGUCAUCAUCAUCAGCACACAUAAUAAUAAUAUCCUAAUUCGCCAGCACAGAGAACAACAGCUUGACAGCCUAAUCCCACGCCCAUCAACUCAUUACAUCUACUCUCCCACCAUCCAACCCUCUUCCUGCUGUUGUCAGGAUGGCUCCUCCAAGGGGCUCAGCAGGCGCCCCGAGCAGGCUCGGGAUUGGGAACGAACGAAGGCAGUACGAAAAGGAAUUCUACAAUCCGGAGUUUGAAGAGUCCCAAGUCCCUCUGACUCCAGUAGACAGACGCUCACCAAUCGUCGCCAACUUCACCGCCCCACGUUUCAACCGGAACCUUACCGAACGAGUCCGACUGCAAGGCCUGAUGGGAGGCUCCGACUUAUCCUCUCGCAAGGGCGAUUCCGAGUUUUCUGAUGAUAAUCGGCUCAGCUUCAGCUCUAACGGCCCGGUCCCCCAGCUGCCCCGCUCAACCACCAAAUUCGAUGUCGAGCGUGGCCUCAUCCUCACCUCCUUCACCACCAGGUUUAAGUCCUGGAUGGUCAAUGAGGGCUCGAGGAAGUUCUUCGUCUGGACCUGGAUCUUCAUCCACAUCAUCACCUUUGUCUUUGCAUUUCUGAACUUCUUACUCAAGGACAACCUCACCCAAGCAAGAGCCACCUUCAACAUCACUUAUCCCAUCGCUCGAGCCUCAGCACUUGUCCUGCACGUUGACGUGGCCUUUAUCCUCCUCCCAAUAUGUCGGAAUUUUAUUACUCUUCUCAGGAGAUCGGCACUGAAUCAAGUGAUCCCUUUCGAGAAGAAUAUCACCUUCCACAAGUUUACUGGCUUUGCCCUGGCCUUCUUCAGUGCGAUUCAUAUCCUAGCUCACAUGGUCAACUUUGGCCAACUGGCCGUUCGGACUCAGACCGGGAUCGUCGGCUUCAUAGGCGCUAACUUCCUCACAGGUCCCGGGGCCACUGGCUGGAUCAUGACCCUCAGCCUCGGCAUCAUCGUCUGGUACGCCCGUGAGAAACCAAGACGUGCCAAAUUCGAGCGCUUCUGGUACUCUCAUCACCUCUUCAUCGUCUUCUUUUCCGCCUGGCAAUUACACGGAAUGUUCUGCAUGAUUCAACCAGAUCGUCCUCCGUAUUGCUCGUUCAAUCAGAUUGGAGUGUUCUGGAAAUAUUGGCUCGUUGGCGGUACGAUUUUCAUCUGGGAGCGAGUAUUACGAGAAGUGCGGUCGCGCCACAAGACGUACAUCUCCAAGGUAAUCCAACACCCUUCCAACGUCUGCGAAGUGCAAAUCAAGAAAGAGAAAACGACAACCCGAGCAGGACAGUACAUCUUCCUGAACUGUCCAGAAGUUUCGUACUGGCAAUGGCAUCCGUUCACCCUGACCUCGGCCCCGGAGGAAGACUACAUCUCAGUCCACAUCCGUUGUGUUGGCGAUUUUACGAUGGAGUUUGCCGAGGCUUUGGGCUGCGAUUUUUCGCGGAACAAGGAGAAGUCGAACGCCGGUCGUCCGACGGUUUUGCCCCCGGCCACCAACCGGGUUCUCCCACGGGUGAUGGUUGAUGGUCCGUUCGGCUCGGCGUCGGAGGAUGUGUUCAAGUUCGAGGUGGUCAUGCUGGUGGGGGGAGGGAUCGGGGUGACGCCGUUCGCCUCGGUGCUCAAGUCGAUCUGGUACAAGCUCAACUUCCCCUCGGCCUCCAAACAGGGCUCGCCGAUCCGGCUCCAGAAGGUCUACUUCUUCUGGGUCUGCCGUGACUUCGACUCCUUCGAAUGGUUCAAAUCCCUCCUCUCGGCUAUCGAAGAACAGGACGUCGAUAGACGGGUCGAAUUGCACACCUAUAUCACUCAGAAACUCAAAGACGACGACAUCAACAACAUCAUCGUCUCUGACGUCGGAGGAAACAGGGAUGCUAUCACUCAACUGAGGUCUCCUACUCACUAUGGCCGACCCAAUUGGGAUCGUAUCUUUAACUCCGUCAGAGAGACACAUCCAGCCACCGAUGUCGGUGUCUUUUUCUGCGGCCCUGGACCCUUAGGACAUUCCUUACAUCUACAAUGUAACAAAUGGACCGGCGGGACCGACAAUGACACUCGAUUCUUCUGGGGUAAAGAAAAUUUCUGAAAGGAGAUCGACAGACUGGUCAAAGCCAAUCAAUCAUAUGCUCCACAUACACACCUGAGACUUCUGUUCUCUGUCUCUCUCUCUUUCUCUCACAAAAUCAAACUAAAAUAAUUUGUUACAAAAACUCGUUCUUAACGUUCUCCAUAUUUAUUGUCCCAUUUUUUGUACUUUUUAUUUUUUAUUUCAAUGAAAG
Molecule: messenger RNA, 2487 nt
Organism: Puccinia graminis f. sp. tritici CRL 75-36-700-3
Lineage: Eukaryota; Fungi; Basidiomycota; Pucciniomycetes; Pucciniales; Pucciniaceae
Product: NADPH oxidase
Exons: 5
Coding region: 336-2294 (652 amino acids)
Biological process (GO): defense response; superoxide anion generation
Cellular component (GO): plasma membrane; NADPH oxidase complex
Molecular function (GO): superoxide-generating NAD(P)H oxidase activity
Source: RefSeq, a predicted model, not a curated record